AUGUCGCAUGCCGCGACGGUGGCGCACACAGGCAGCAUGGCGCCCAUAUACACUCCGCUGAGCACAGGCAGGUUCGAUGAGCGCCGGUUGAAGGCGCUGCGGCAAAAGCGCCCUGCGUGGCUGCUUGGCUUGCAGUACACGCUGUGCGUUCUGAUCCCGCUGCUGGUGGUGCUAUUCGCGCUGCACGAUAUGCGCCUGCGAGGGCUGGGGGACGCGGACCGCGGGUGGCUGCUUGACACGCAGCGCAAUUACACGAUGGACCGCGCGUACUGGCGCGGUCAGAAGCAACCGUGCAAUCGCCACUACUACUUCAGAGUAUCAAAGCUGGUGGAGAGGGCGCCGGACGGCAUUGUGCGCAACCUGACGGUGAUCAACGGGCAGUACCCGGGGCCGCUGGUGGAGGCUAACGCGGGGGACACGUUGUGGCUGCAUGUGGUUAACGAGAUGGACGACGAGCCUGUGACCAUACACUGCCACGGGCUGUUCUUUGAAAACCAGGCGUACAACGACGGCGCUGCCCACAUCAACCAGUGCCCGAUCCCGCCGGGGGGCGGCAAGUACACCUACCGGAUUAAGGUGAGCGAGAAGCAAUGGGGCACGUACUGGUAUCACUCGCACUUUGCCGCGCAACAGGCAGACGGUCUUUUUGGGCCGCUGGUGAUACACUCUAGCGAGGAGGACAUGCUCCUUGAGGAAUACGACGAGGACAUGGUGGUUAUGGUCAAUGACUACUACCACGAUAUGGCGGCUACUUAUAUGGCGGACUAUUUGGCGCCCGGUAACGAAAACGUAGAGCCAACGCCAGACAACGGUUUCAUUCAAGGCAGUGGCCCUUUUAAGUACGACUCGGCGACUUACAUCGUGCCCCACGGUAGCGCCCGAAAUGUUAGCUACGUUGGCGACGUCGCUGUGCCAACUUUGCACCUGGCGCCGGAGCGGAAGUAUCGCGUGCGGCUGAUCAAUGCCGGGUUCUUCGCGCCCUUUAACUUUGCUGUAGAUCAGCAUCGAUUGGAAGUUGUGGAGGCAGACGGCACUGUUGUGGAUCCUGUUGAGCUCGAGUCCAUCACGAUGUCUGUGGGUCAGCGCUAUUCAUUCUUUCUUAAGCGCGAGGAUCACUCGUCGAGAGAUUACUUGGUCCGCGCGCGUUUCAAUCCAUUUUGCUUUGAGGAAAAUACUGAUAAUUUUGAUACCGAUGUUCAUGCUAUUCUAAGCUACGAGAACGAUCCUGGCGUACCAGCCCCUACCGGCCACGGCUGGCCUUACGAUGGCGGGAAUACACAUUGCGCGGAUACCAACCAGACCAUGUUCCGCACGCGCGGUGCCAAAGUGCCGCGUAGAAGCGAUGGGCUCAACCGCCCCGACAUCUUCCUCACACUGGACGUGUCGUUCCUGAUUAAGGAACGGCAACUAGAUCGAGGGUACUUCAAUAAGCACACUUAUAAACCACUAGGAAAUAGUUGCACGAUGCACGAACUGGCAUUUGAACCUGACGCUAAUCCAAUCAGAAAAUUGCAUACCGAGUCUGAUCUUGAAACAGUAAAUCAAGGACAAUACCUAAUCAAUCUAGACAAGCGUGGCUCAAUAGUGGAUAUUGUCAUUAAUAAUUACGAUGAUGGCGCCCACCCCUUCCAUAUGCAUGGGCAUAAGUUUUGGGUUCUUCGUGAUUCUCUUAACGGAUACUUUCAUGAUAAUUAUUAUGAGGACUCUGCUUCAUUGAACUUUGAAAAUCCUGUACUUCGUGAUACUAUCAAUGUCAGCGGAUAUGGGUACGCUGUGAUUCGGUUCGUGGUCGAUAACCCGGGCAUAUGGCCGUUCCACUGUCACAUAGGCUGGCACAUGGCCGCGGGUCUAUUAUUACAGAUAAAUGCAUUGCAAGCUGAAUAUACUGAGUGGACUGACUAUCCUGCCACGUGGAGCAGCCACUGUCGCCUCCCUGGCAAUGCGUAA
Messenger RNA from Eremothecium gossypii ATCC 10895, 1947 nucleotides. Its product is annotated as ADR239Wp. The transcript has a single exon. The record is from RefSeq and is marked provisional. Gene Ontology annotation, molecular function: copper ion binding; oxidoreductase activity. Lineage: Eukaryota; Fungi; Ascomycota; Saccharomycetes; Saccharomycetales; Saccharomycetaceae. Bases 1 to 1947 code for a protein of 648 amino acids.